CUUUCAUUUUUCAGUUUUAAAGAUUCUCUCUGAAACAUCAUUUGGAGAAAUCACCCUUGUAAAUACUGAGUGUGAAGUUUGAAGUUGCAGUUGCUUUUACAAAGCAAACCAUGUCUUUCCCAGUAGCAGCUCAAGUAGCACAGAGUGCUGAGCCAGAAAUUGUUCGGCAGACAGCAAAUUAUCACCCAAGCAUUUGGGGAGAUCGGUUCCUCAAUUAUGACGAAAAAAGCAUUCAGAUAACUUAUGACCAUAUGCAACAGCAAGUGGACCAACUGAAAGUAACAGUGAGGAAGGAAGUAUUCACAACAAGUGCAGGUGAUUUUUCACAUCAGCUCAAGCUAAUUGAUGCAGUCCAGCGCCUUGGCGUGGCUUACCAUUUCGAAAGAGAAAUCGAAGAAGCCUUGCAACGUGUGCACGUUACAUAUCAUGACUAUGAUGGUGGUGAUCUCUACGCUGUUGCUCUUGGUUUUCGGCUACUAAGACAACAUGGAUUCAAUGUUUCUUGCGAUAUAUUCAACAAGUUCAAAGAUAAAAAUGGUAACUUCAAGGAGAGCUUAACUGCUGAUGUUCCUGGGAUGCUAAGCUUUUAUGAAGCAGCACAUCUAAGGAAGCAUGGAGAAGACAUACUAGAAGAGGCUCUUGUUUUCACCACCACUCACCUUGAGUCGGCAGAAACAACGGAAGCAAGAAAUCCACUGGCUUUACAGAUAACUCAAGCCUUAGAGAGACCUCUGCGGAAGGGUCUGGAGAGGGUAUGUGCCAGGGGUUACAUGUCAAUCUACCAGGAUGAUGCUUCACAUAGUGAAGCUAUAUUGAAACUUGCAAAGUUGGAUUUCAAUAUCGUUCAAUCUUUACACAAGAAGGAGCUCAGUGAGAUUGCUAGGUGGUGGAAAGAACUGGACCCUCAUGCCUCUAAGGUUUUAAGUUUUAUAAGAAAAAAAAGAAUAUACGAAGAACUCGUGAUCUUUACUGGAGCAAUUGAAAGGUGGGAUAUCAAUUGUAUGGAUGAACUUCCAGACUAUAUGCAAGUAUUUUACCGUACCCUCUUGAAUGUUUACGACGAAAUUGAGGAGGAGAUGGUAAAAGAAGGAAGAUCAUACCGAGUUUACUAUGCAAAAGAAGCUGUUAAAGCUCAAGCCCGGAACUACUUUGCUGAGGCCCAAUGGUUGCACAAAGACUACAUUCCAAGCAUGGAAGAGUAUAUGAGUGUAGCAACAGCUUGUGUUGGUAACACCUUGCUUUCAAUUACAUCUCUGGUUGGCAUGGGAGAUAUUGUAACGAAGGAAGCUUUUGAGUGGUUGUUGAAUGAUCCUAGAAUUCUUAGAGCUUCAAAUAUCAUUUUUAGGCUCAUGGAUGACCUUAGUGGAUACGAGUUUGAGAAAGAGAGAGAGCAUGUUGCUUCUAGUAUUGAAUGCUACAUGAAGCAAUAUGGGGUGCCAGAGCAAGAGGUGCUUGAUAUUUUUAACAAACAGGUUAAAGAUUUGUGGAAGGAUAUCAACGAGGAGUUUCUUAGACCAACUGAUGUGCCAAUGCCUGUCCUCAUGCGUGUUCUGAAUCUAACAAGAGUGGUUGAUCUCCUUUACAAAGGGGAGGAUGGCUACACACAUGUUGGGAAAGUGAUGAAAGAUAGUGUUGCUUCACUUUUUAUUGAACCCGUGCCUCUCUGAUUUGGCUUAUGAUGAGAUUUCCUUUUAGUCACUUUUAGGUCAUUCCUGAGAAUUAAUUUUAAAAAUAAGGUCAUUCCCAAAAAUUGAUGUUGUCAUGUUGAUUGGAUUUACGAGUUUUUGAUAAAGAUGGUUGUUGGGCUUGCUAUGCUGUAUUAUUAUGUGUACACUUCUUUACGAUAUGUUUCGGGCUAGACAGAAACUAAACCUUAAUAAAGAUUAUUUGUAUUAUCCACUAUA
Prunus persica (peach) is the source of this 1904-nucleotide messenger RNA. Its product is annotated as (-)-alpha-pinene synthase-like. Gene Ontology annotation, biological process: diterpenoid biosynthetic process. Gene Ontology annotation, molecular function: magnesium ion binding; terpene synthase activity. NCBI's taxonomy places the organism in Eukaryota, Viridiplantae, Streptophyta, Magnoliopsida, Rosales, Rosaceae. Bases 111 to 1667 code for a protein of 518 amino acids. The transcript has 9 exons. The record is from RefSeq and is a predicted model, not a curated record.